Messenger RNA from Hippoglossus stenolepis (Pacific halibut), 1200 nucleotides. RefSeq names its product natterin-3-like. The coding region runs from base 4 to 1200 and encodes 398 amino acids. The transcript is spliced from 2 exons. Lineage: Eukaryota; Metazoa; Chordata; Actinopteri; Pleuronectiformes; Pleuronectidae. The record is from RefSeq and is a predicted model, not a curated record.
CAGAUGAGUUGGUGCGUCGCUGUCGUCCUGACGGUGCUGCAGCUCUGCAGCCCGGCGCUGCAGUCCAACCCACAGCUCUACGUGUCCCAGGACGGACAAGAGGAACCCAAGCUGUGGCUUAACCCCACAAAGGAAGAUGUUGUUCCUUCUCGUGAUGUCAUCAACCCUCCGUACGUUAGAGACUUCCCAGGAACUGAGACGACCCCUCACUCCUUCCCCAUGUUUGAGGAACACGUCAACCUCAAGUGGGUCACGUGGAACGGCUCCUUCCCCAACGGCGCCGUCGCCAUCUUCAACGGCUACACCGAACGCACCGACUACGUUUGCAAAGUCAACUGCGAGGCCGGUUUCUACACCCACAGCAAAGGAGGCUUCUGCCAGUACCCCUACGCCGACAGCGAGUAUUCAUCCUCCAAGUUUGAAAUGCUGGUCAACGUCGACCACUUUGAGUUCCUGCAGUGGGUUGAAGACUCGUACGGAUCCGUCCCCAAGUAUUCUGUGAAAACCUGCCCCAACUCAGACAUCUACGUGGGGAAAAACAAGUACGGACUUGGCAAAGUGGUGACCCAGCACGAGGCCUUCUUCCUCCCGUGGGAGGGCGACGAGUACUGGUAUAAGUCGUACCAGGUCCUGGCGAUCAACAGGGACGUCUACAGCCAGCACAUCUCUCAUGUGGAGUACGCCGUCGACAAGAUGGAGCUGUACCACCAACCUCCCGAGGCCCUGAAGCUCGCCAAGGUCACCAACCUGGAGUGCAGAGACGUGGUGAAGGUGGUGCAGCUGGAGAAGACCAGCACGGUGGAGAAGAGCUGGAACAUCGGGAGGGAAACCCGCAACGGCUCCGUCUCAACCAUGAAGGCCAAAGUGCCCAUCAUCAGCCCGGGGACGGUGGACUUCACCAAGGAGCAGACGGUGACCUUCUCCGAGGGAACCACCACGGUGGAGUCCAUCAGCCACUCGGUCUCCGUGGAGCUGCUCGUCCCACCCAACCACUCCUGCACUGUGAGGAUGGACGGCCGCAAGAUGAUCGCCGACAUCCCCUUCACCGGCAGGCUGAGCAGGACCAACCACCAAGGAGAGACCCACUGGACGUACAUGACGGGCACCUACAGCGACGUGAACGUCGGCGAGAUCAACUCUGUGGUGGAGCGGUGUCAGCCGGUGCCUGACGCUGACCCCUGCCCCUCGGCUCAAGACUGA